AUGCAGCACCAACGUGCAGGUACUCGGAAACGUGGACUUCCAGCUCCACAAUGGGAUGGUGUGCAUACACACAUUGAGAGACUCCACCUCGAGGACGAUAUGUCUCGGGCUAAGGUCGCGCUUACAAUGGAGUUCAAAUACGGUUCCAAAGCGAAGUAUCGGCUUCCUCCCUCUAAUGAAUAUGUCUGGUGGGUUGGCCAGACCCUCCAGGUACAAAAAGCGCUAAAGCGCUUGAGAAAGUGGCACACCCGCAAGUAUGGCCUUGAACAUGAAGACAUAGAGGCCUUCAAGCAAAUGUUUGGCAACGAAGAUCAAAGCGCACGUUCAACCAUGAUGCUGAGCAGUGGCCGAAUCAUAGACAACAAAUAUAGGGCGCUGUAUGCCACCCGCAAUUACGCAGCCGGAAAAUCUGAGAGUAGUCCAGCCCUCCUCGGAGCAACACAGCCGUGA
This is a messenger RNA of Exophiala aquamarina CBS 119918, 450 nucleotides long. RefSeq lists its product as uncharacterized. The transcript is spliced from 2 exons. The record is from RefSeq and is a predicted model, not a curated record. Lineage: Eukaryota; Fungi; Ascomycota; Eurotiomycetes; Chaetothyriales; Herpotrichiellaceae. Bases 1 to 450 code for a protein of 149 amino acids.